AUGUCAGCUCUCACCAUCACUGUUGCUUGCCUCCAAAACCCCCGUGUUCCAUCUAAUGCUAGCACUGCUCCAGGCUGGAUUGUCUUUGACGUGUUUCUCUACCUUCAAGACUUAGUGCCAGCAACUAACGACACCGAUGCCAAACCUCAGCUAGCUACGGCGUUACUCUGUUACUACAACCGCAGUAUCGGGGUCAGGAAUGGUUACUCUGGGUGGAGCAAGCCAUUCGCUAAGUCCUCUAGAUCAGACAUUAGGUCCAGAUUUUCCAGUUAUUUGUGUGGGGGAUGCUUGAAGGGUCUGGUUGAAGACUUGUGUUACACAGAAGACAGUAUGAUGGUAACAUCUAUUCUAAGCUUCCAAUUGAAGCUUAGUGCUACACUGCAGAAUGGCUCCUAUAGACUUGGCCUUCAGUUGAAGUCUAGUGUUACCUACAAACAGGAAACAGCUUCACCUCAAACUCCAGCUGAGUGGGUGCAAAGGUCUUCCUGUUUUUGGGAUGCUACCUACUGCAGUCUUUAUAUACUACUGAGGGCAAUUUGCAAUUCCUAUCUGAAGCACCUUCUAAAGGUGCAGCAUUUCAAGUCCUUACAGGCAACAGAUGCUCGGCUAUGCUUGGCUAUGCUUAGCAGUGCUCAGCAGUAG
Phanerochaete carnosa HHB-10118-sp is the source of this 642-nucleotide messenger RNA. RefSeq lists its product as uncharacterized. The record is from RefSeq and is a predicted model, not a curated record. The coding region runs from base 1 to 642 and encodes 213 amino acids. NCBI's taxonomy places the organism in Eukaryota, Fungi, Basidiomycota, Agaricomycetes, Polyporales, Phanerochaetaceae. The transcript is spliced from 6 exons.